AUGGAACAAUCAUUCACAGAUCAGUCUUUCACCGACCUCGUUAUUGGGGCUAUGGGUCCUAAGACCACACCCAAGAUGAGACGUAUUUUGGGAUCACUUAUUCAGCAUAUUCAUGAUUUUACUCGUGAAAACCAUAUCACUGUUGAUGAGUGGUUGGCUGGUGUCGAAUUUAUCAAUCGCAUUGGCCAGAUUUCGGACGACAAGCGGGAUGAGGGUAUCCUUGUAUCAGAUGUGUUUGGACUUGAGUCGCUGGUGGAUUCACUCACGAAUCAGAUUGGUGGUGCUGCUGGUCAGUCUACUGAAACUGCUAUUAUUGGACCAUUCUACAGAUCAGGCUCGCCUAGAUAUCCUAAUGGAGCUUCUAUCAUUCAAAAGGAUGUUGGCGGUGAAUUAGCUUGGGUUCAUGGCCGAGUUACUGAUAAACAGGGCAAACCGCUAGCCGGUGUUGAACUUGAGGUCUGGCAUACUGCUCCAAAUGGAUUGUAUGAACAGCAAGAUCCAGAUCAACCUGAGUAUAACUUACGAGGAACUUUUACGACUGAUGAAAAUGGAAAGUAUGAUUAUAUCUGCCUCCGCCCUACAAGCUACCCAAUUCCCUAUGAUGGACCUGCCGGUGAUCUAUUGAGAUUGAUGGACAGACAUCCUAAUAGACCUUCUCAUAUUCACUGGAGAGUCACUAAGCAAGGCUAUCACUCUCUUAUUACACAGAUCUAUGACAGUCGAGACGAUUACGUUACCAAUGAUGCUGUUUUUGCUGUCAAAGAUGGGCUUGUUGUUGAGUUCACUGACGCCUCUGAUGAGGCUAAAAAGAGAAAUGUCCAAUUUGAGCUUGCCUAUGAUAUUACUCUUUCUACCAGUGACGAGGCUGCUGCUGCUCUCAAGAGAAGAGACGAGAUUCUACUAAAAAAGGAGCAAGAACUUGCCAAGACUGGUCAAGUACAAACUGCUUAUCGAAACGGAUCGCAUUAG
Sugiyamaella lignohabitans is the source of this 969-nucleotide messenger RNA. RefSeq lists its product as uncharacterized. Gene Ontology annotation, molecular function: catechol 1,2-dioxygenase activity; ferric iron binding. The transcript has a single exon. The coding region runs from base 1 to 969 and encodes 322 amino acids. NCBI's taxonomy places the organism in Eukaryota, Fungi, Ascomycota, Dipodascomycetes, Dipodascales, Trichomonascaceae. Gene Ontology annotation, biological process: catechol-containing compound metabolic process. The record is from RefSeq and is a predicted model, not a curated record.